AUGCGACACGAUUCUGCUGUGCAGCCUAUGACUGAGUCACAGCCUAUGACUGGAGUGCGAAUUCGCAAAUUCGCACUCAUUCCUCAUUGCGAUGGCAGACUCCCCCAGAUGCGACCGCUGCAACUGAGAAGAGACUUUGAGCAUAUCUUUGCCGUUGCACCAGCUUCAACGUCAGUCUCUUCAGAGCAGGUUGAAUGAACUGUAUGGUCUAACCUGUGCUUGCUUGUUUGGGGCAGUUGCAGUCCAUAAGAAGUUUUGUGCUCGAUUUUUCAUAAGUGGUAGCAAGCUUACAAGGUAAAUCGAAGUUUUCAAGAGUCUUGCUGGUGUGGCUUCUCAAACACUUGCUUUGGUUAACCAGCAUAUUAACGGAACUUCAUGGAACUGUCCACUAGUGGGGAAAUGCCGCCAAGUUUCUGUUUUCUUAAAAAGGCGGGAUGCGUAGCCGGUCGAGUGGCGCCCAAUGAAAGACCCUCCCCCGGGGGCCUGCUGUGCGUCGUCGGCGGUGGAUGGCCAGCCGGGCGGUAGCCACCAGGGGGCCUUGACCGGGGCGGCGGCGCCCUCUGGCGGCGGCGGCUUCGAUGACGACUACAACGAGUGGGAGUUGGGCAUCGGGGAUCUCAUUAUCGACCUGGACGCCGACAUAGAGAAGAGCAACGACCCCAUGGCCUCCUCCUCGGCCGCGGCCUCCCCGCCCGUCGAGCACCAGGCAACCGUGGACAAGGGUCUUAAGAUGAAGAUCAAGCGAAAGAACCUGGCCAAGCACGAAAUAGUAAAGGCGCAAGACACUGGUGCAUCCCCACCACCUUUGGCACCACUGCCAAGCACUAAGCACUCAUCAUCAUCUGUGUCGUCCUCGUCGUCGUCAUCAUCAUCAUCCAAGAGCAGCGGCCGCAGUGGAUCUCACAAGAAGAAGCGCAUCGAGAACGGGGCCUCUCCCCCACGCCUCCAGUGUUCUCUGGGAGCUCCACUUCCUCCUCCCCCUCCCCCCUCUCUGUCCCCUCCUCCCGCCCCCACUGUUCCUCCAUCAUCCCAGGCACCCCCCACCACCUCUGCUGUCCCCCCCGCCCCCGUGGAGCAGAUGGCUGCCAACGGUGUGCCAUCAUCACCCCCAGAAGAAAGCAGCAGCGUACCUGCUGCCUUGGCGGCCCUCCCGACACCGGAGGAAGCUGCCGCCGCUGCUGACGCAACUAAGCGAGCGACAAAGGUGGAGUGCCCAGGCAGUCCUGCAAAGGUUGUGGCGGCAAGUACCAGUGUAGAGCGGAAGGACAGUGGCGUGCUGUGCACGUCAGUGGGAACCAUCACCGAGCCCGAUUGUCUAGGGCCCUGUGAGCCCGGAACCAGUGUCACUCUUGAAGGCAUUGUCUGGCAGGAGACGGAAGGCGGUGUGCUGGUGGUGAACGUGACAUGGCGAGGCAAGACAUACGUGGGCACCCUGCUGGACUGCACAAGGCACGACUGGGCCCCUCCACGGUUUUGUGAGUCUCCCACUAGCGACUUGGAUGCUAAGGGUGGCCUCCCCAAGGGGGGACGUCCAAAGAGGGCUCGGGGUGAUGCCGAAGCGUCGGCCCGCGCAGCUCCUGUCCAGGGAAAGCUUCGCAACGGGAAAGGGCGCCGAUUUGCAGUCCCCUGCAGUCCAGCCAAGAAUGAGGGUCGCCGCCGGAGCAAGCCACCAGAGCUGGAGCUUAGUCCUCCCGACAAGAAGAGGGCCCGGGCGCGUAGUACACCCACUCCUGAGGCUCCCUGCUCCCCGGCCCUCAUCCUGUGCCCGGAGCCCAACUGCGGCAAGAAGUACAAACACAUCAACGGCCUGCGCUACCACCAGAGUCAUGCGCAUGGUUGUGGGGAUGCAAAGGGGGGUGAGGAGGAGACUUCUGAUGGUGGAGAGGAAGGCAGCCGGCCCCCCAGUCCCGAUUUGGCACCUCCGGCUGAGGAGGCCCCUCCGACGCCUGCACCGGUGCAGGUGCCACCACCAGCACCAGCACCAGUGGCAGCAGCAGCAUUGUCAACAACACCAGUGUCAGCGACACCCUCCCCCGCACCCCCCAUGCCCCCCACUUCCCCUGUGUCUGUCACUGUCAGCAUCCCCACAUCGCAAGUGUUUUCAUUUGUGCCAGCGAGUGCACCACGAGCUUCCACUCCCCCGCACCCAUCUGUUGUGUGUGGUCCUGCAACCCCGUGUUCUCCCGAGUCACCCCAUGCAAAUGUUGCACCCUCGAGUCCAGCAAAGGUGCUCACAGCAACUGUGGAGACUCCUCCUCUGCAGUCUGACCCCAACCGACCCCACAAGAGACCUCACAAAAAAAGCAAGAGCCGCAAGCCGGAAGGCAAUGGCUCAGUGGUUAUGCAGGAUGAGGUAGGGCCUGAAGGUGCACCGCCUUCCCUCACGGAGUCUGGACCCCCACAAGAGCAGGCCCCACCUCACCUGGAGGAGAGUGUUCAAAGUCCAGCAUAUUCGGACAUAUCCGAUGAUGCUGCUCCUCUAUUAGAAGCAGCAAAGGAUAAAGAGCCUCCCCGCACAUCCUCCGAACUGUAUGGUGUGUACCCUUACUUUGGGCAGCCCCCAUACCUUCUUCCUGGGGUGCAGGCACCUGAGGGAAAGCCUGUGUCCAUAGCUGGACCAGGAUCUUCAGUUGAAGAAGACUCAAAGAAGGAUGUCAGCAGUCGGGACAAAGCAACCAAGGAAGCUGGCACUUCCCGUCCCCAGGAAGGGAAGAAGCCAGACACAGACUAUCCUCAGUUUCCCCCUUAUUCCCUGUGUGCUGCUAGCCCCUUUGUGCAAGGGGCUCCAGGAUUUUCUUAUGACCCAUACCGUGUACAUUUAGUGGAUCCACCCUUCAAGGAAGACAAGGGUGCUGCUGCUUCCCUCAAAGAACCCACUGUAGAUAAGGCCCCGCCACCCGAGAAGGCUCCCCCUCCUCCAAGACCAUCAAUGACACCUCGCCGGCCAUCUCCUGAGCCACCGCCUGCGUUGACCAAGGACCUUGAAUGCAAGGAGGAACCCAAGGCGGAGACCAAGUUUGGUCCCUAUGAUUCGCUGUAUGAGCGGCGGUUAUUUUAUCUUCCCCCUGAGCAGGCAGCGCCCCCUCCUGCCCCUCCUGCAGAAAUUGUGCCCAAGGAAGUUGUGCAUCCUCCUAAGAGCGUGACACACAAACCACCACGCACGCCCAAGGAACAUAAGGAGAAGGAAACGGGUGGCCAGAAGCCCACCAUGGAGACAACGGGCCCGCCACCACCUGCCAACUAUGCCUAUCUGCACCCAGGCUACCUACCAUCGCACUUCACGCCACACAUGGCCUUUGAGCCGGUGUACCGGAGCCUGUCUACACCGUAUGGAGCGUCUCCCUACCUGCGCUUCCAUGUCCCUCCCCCCGAGGUACCCCCACAGGCGCCGGGACCACCCGUAGCACCGCCACAGGGACCGCCAAAGGCACUAGACCUGCUGCACCAAGUGUCCCAGCACUAUGGCAACCACAAGAUACAUGAGCUCCAGGAGCGUGCAGCAGCUUCGCCAUCUCCACAUGUGGCUGGGGAGCGCCCUCCAAAAGGGGGCCCUCCCGAGAAGGGUCCUCCGUCGCGGGGGGUUGGAAGUGAGGGGUCAUCCUCUGUGGGGCCUCCCCCUGUGGUGAUGGGGGGUGCUGCCGACCUGGCCAAAGGUGUGCUUGGGCCAGGAUCUGCAGCCAUGGGUCCACAAGGCCCUGGUGGCCUUCCCCCGGGAGUGGCAGUGCCUCCUGGUGGUGUGACGGGGUCGCCCAGCACUGCCACUGAUGGGUCGUCCCGAUCACCUCCACCCCAGAGGCACCUUCACACACACCACCACACCCACGUGGGAGUGGGGUACCCCAUUUACGACCCAUAUGGAGCCAUGAUAGCAAGCCAGCAGGCAGCUGCGUGCGCCGUGGCAGCCUCAUCAAACCUGCACCCAUUUGUGCCCAAGUGAGGCUUCCCCACAGUACCUGGCGGGGAGGUGCGACGACCACCCCGAUGUGUAAAUAACCGCCGCUGUGUGUGCGGGGCCCGAACUGGACCGUCUGACGUGCAACAAGAAGGCCCCCUCCCUGCUGUGACCCUGCCCAGCCCCCUCACAAGCUUGCCUGCCCCGCGUGUGCGUGAUGUGUAUGUGCGUGUGUGUGCGAUUGCUGCUACUGCCACUCGUGUGGUUGUGGUGUGAACCCAGCUCCCACCCUGUGUACAUAGUGUGACAUGACUGACCCCACCCCCAUUUCUGUGGUCCCCAGCAGUGGUUUUAGACGCGUGCUCUCUAUCAUCACCCCCUCUGACACUGCCACGACAGCGCCGUCUUCUGUGAGGACGGCAUCACCUCCCCCCUCAUCCUGCUGCUGAUGCUGCUUCUCAGAUCAUCUCGGUCACUUCGCUGGAGCCUCCAAUCUGACAGUGCGAACGAGAUGUUCACUGUGCCCCCCCUCAUUUAACAACCCUCUCAAUGUUGAUGUGCACAUAGAAGGUGUGGUGUGCUCGCACGCUGAGCAAGUUUCUCCAACGAUGAAGAAAAAGAAAGGAGUGUGCGCUGAUGUUGAGUGUUUUAUAAGGGAGGCGGGGCCCUCCUUUUGACACCUUGAACCCUCCUUUUCUUGUUUUGCUUUCAUUUUCUCUCACAUUCAUGGGCCUCCCCCCCCUCCUUUCCUUGCCCUGUUCAAUUCUCCCGGUUUGGGAGGCUGUACAAAGUGUUAAAUAUUUCGUGCUACUAUUUCAUUGUAAGCUAUAGUUUCAUAUUAUCCACACCCCCUCUCUUAUUUUCCUCCCCCACUUACUGCCUUGUCCAUCCUGCUGUGCCUGGCUUGCAGCAGUUGUCCCUUCCUGCCCACAUCCCCACCACUUCCGAUAUUUUGUUGGUGUCCUAGUGACUGUAUUUUUACGAAAGGCAAAUACAGUUGUGCCUUUGAGCACCUCUAGUCCUCUCUUGCAGCUCUGCUGAUUGCACUAGGUAAGGAGGAACUAACUGCUAGGCACUGUCAACACACGAGAGAGACACCUUGGGGAAUUGAAAAGCUCCUGUACAAAGAAGCGUCAGAUUCAAGUCAUGUAUGUGCAGUGUGUACCCCAGGUGUCAAAACGUUUGGAAUUACAUGUUCAUUUUUCAAACGUU
Molecule: messenger RNA, 5104 nt
Organism: Dermacentor silvarum
Lineage: Eukaryota; Metazoa; Arthropoda; Arachnida; Ixodida; Ixodidae
Product: proline-rich protein 36-like
Exons: 8
Coding region: 461-3937 (1158 amino acids)
Biological process (GO): regulation of transcription by RNA polymerase II
Cellular component (GO): nucleus
Source: RefSeq, a predicted model, not a curated record